This is a messenger RNA of Arachis ipaensis, 429 nucleotides long. NCBI's taxonomy places the organism in Eukaryota, Viridiplantae, Streptophyta, Magnoliopsida, Fabales, Fabaceae. The record is from RefSeq and is a predicted model, not a curated record.
AUGGGGUUAAAACUCGGUCUUCAACUAGAAAAGGCAAAUAAAGGGACAAAUAUUGUCCUUCUCUCUCAAAUGGAGCCUCAAAAUGUCAAAGAAGCCCUCAGUGACCCUUCUUGGGUAAAAGCAAUGGAUGAUGAGCUUCUUGAGUUUGAGAAGAACCAAGUGUGGACCUUGGUUUCAAGGCCAAGUGGAAAGAAAGUGACUAGAACCAAGUGGAUAUUUCGGAACAAGUUAGGAGAAGAUGGCAGCAUUGCAAGAAACAAGGCAAGGCUAGCGGCACAAAGAUAUGACCAAGAAGAAGGAAUUGACUUUGAUGAAUCAUUUGCCCCUAUAGAGAAGUGUAUGAGACAAUUCUGGGCAAGUGAAGAGCGUUUCUCUCAAUCAGCGUGUUCUGGACUUGUUGCACUUGCAGAUUUUCCUAGGCUAGCCUAA